Clupea harengus (Atlantic herring) is the source of this 3794-nucleotide messenger RNA. RefSeq names its product G protein-coupled receptor 155b (gene gpr155b). The transcript is spliced from 16 exons. Lineage: Eukaryota; Metazoa; Chordata; Actinopteri; Clupeiformes; Clupeidae. Gene Ontology annotation, molecular function: G protein-coupled receptor activity. The coding region runs from base 558 to 3173 and encodes 871 amino acids. Gene Ontology annotation, cellular component: membrane. The record is from RefSeq and is a predicted model, not a curated record. Gene Ontology annotation, biological process: intracellular signal transduction; transmembrane transport; negative regulation of BMP signaling pathway.
UCCGUUACGUCCUCGCUAUUGACAUGUUUUCCGAAAGAUUGCAGAACAUGUCAUCGGUAACCUGCCAUAGGUUUGGUGGAGCCGACUUGUAUCUAAACAAUUUCGUUAUUUAAAAUAGUCCUGUGGUAAUGUGUUUACUAAAUGCAGAAUGUAGGAUGUGUGUUUUGAGUUAAAUUUAAUCUAACCCUUUGAGACUCCCCGCGGCUUGAAGUAACAUCAGAGGUGUCCAGGUUGUUGCAUCCAGUCAGUAAGAAACUGAAAUUAUUAUUUACCUCUCUUUUAGUAGCUUUACAUAAUCUGGUGUUAUCCGCCAUACACAGAAUCAGAUCCCUUGGUUUGUACAGUGGAAUCGUGAAUGACUAUAUUAUGAUUAUGAUUGAGAUUAUGAUUGACAUAUCAUGUGUACGAUACCCUGAGCUCAAGUGAUAGUUUAAUCUGACAGCUGACUGUGAUCGUUUAUGAUAGCGUUUAUAGUAGCCCUCAAUUGUGUUUGACCAAUGUUCGCCGUUGCACGAUUGUACUUGAUAACUUCUUUGAAUCCCUCUUAAUCACGAUAUAUGUGUUUGUUCUUGUUCUUCCGCUUGCUUCGUGUUGUCACAGGUGAGCGCUUGGACUCACCCCUUAGGUUCUCAGAGCAGCCCUUCCCUCUCGCGCCCAUCAUGGCAGAUCGCUACAUCGCCAUGCACGGGCUCAACAUCAGUCACAGCCCGUUGUCCACCAGCCCGACCAUGUCCAUCGACAAGCUUUUCCCGGCGCUCCUCGAGUGUUUCGGGAUCAUCCUGUGCGGGUAUGUGGCUGGCCGGACGGACAUCAUCCCUCCAACUCAGGCCAAGGGACUCGGGAACUUCGUCUCCCGUUUUGCCCUGCCCGCUCUGCUGUUUAAGAACAUGGUCGUGCUGGACUUCGGGGACGUGAUCUGGUCAUUCCUGUGGAGCGUGCUGAUCGCCAAGGUGACGGUGUUCGUGGUGGUGUGUUCGCUCACGCUGAUGGUCGCAGGCCCGGAGAGUCGGUACAGCAAAGCUGGACUCUACUCAAUCUUUGCCACGCAGAGCAAUGACUUCGCGCUGGGGUACCCCAUUGUGGACGCCCUGUACAGGAGCACCCACCCUGAGUACCUGCAGUACAUCUACCUGGUGGCUCCAGUCUCCCUGAUGCUGCUCAACCCCAUCGGCUUCGCCCUGUGUGAGAUUCAGCGCUGGAGACAGAGUUCCGACCACAACCAGAGCAAACUACACAUUGUCUCCACCGUCUUACUGCGGGUCAUGAAGAACCCCAUCGUUUUCAUGGUGCUGGUGGGAAUCGGGUCUCACUUCCUGUUGGACGGGAAGGUUCCGGAGCUGCUGCAGCAGCUUGUGGACGGAUUGGCCAACUCGUUUGGGGGGGCGGCGCUCUUCUACCUGGGGCUGUCUAUGGUUGGUCAGCUCAGGAAACUGACACGGUCCACCGGAGUGGCACUUAUACUGCUCAUCACUGCCAAACUGUUAGUAAUGCCACUGAUAUGCAAGGACAUGGUGGAGAUCUUGGACACGGCCAACUCCAGCUCAGCCAAUCACUCGAGUCUGUCCAAUUACGCCUUCCUGUACGGAGUGUUCCCCACCGCUCCCAGUGUAGCCAUCUACGCAGCCCAGUACAACACAGAGCUGGAGGUGGUGACCUCAGGGAUGGUCAUCAGCACCUUCCUCUCUGCGCCAAUCAUGUACGUGUCGGCAUGGUUACUGACCAUUCCCUGGAUGGAGGCCAUGCCCCUGGUUGCAGAGCUUCAGAAUGUCAGCUUCAACAUCAGCAUCAUCAGCUUGCUCGCUCUGGUGUGGACCAUAUCCGUCAUAUUCCUCAGUAAGAAGUUUACAAGGUUGCCUCACAUGUUUGCUAUGAAUCUGUUUGUGGCCCAGCUGAUGGUGUGUGUGAGCAUGAUUAUCUGGAAGUUCGUGGUGCAUCGGGACAACUUACUGGGCCAAGUUCUGAUCUUCACGCUGCUGUACGGCUGUCUCUACAGCACAUACCUGUGGACAGGACUGAUUGCCUUCUCUCUGGCCCUGAUGAAGAAGAAUGAGAAGAUGAAGAUUCGCCCUGCGGUCUUUGUGCUUCUGGGAUGGGGGGUUCCGUUCCUGGUGGUGGGGGGGCUGCUGAUUGCUGGAGAGCGGAUGGAUGACACCAUAGACUCCGCCUUCUUUUAUGGGCGUGGCCAGAUCUGGAGCACCACCGUGGUGUUGGUGUGUAGUAUCGCGCUGGGGAGUCUGUCUCUGCUGGGCCUGGGUCGGGGGACCCAGGAGGAGCAGCACUAUCAUGCCCUAAACCAGAGCUCCCUGUCGGGCACCACGGACGACCUGCGCCCCUCCGGGGACCAGGAGGAGCAGCACUAUCAUGCCCUCGACCAGAGCUCCACGUCGGGCACCACCGACGACCUGCGGAGCCAGGAGGAGCAGAGCGCCACUGAACCAACAACCCCACAGGGCAGCUUCAACAGAGGUAGAGCAGUGUGUGUGUGUGUGUCUGUGUGUCUGUGUGUCUGUCUUCCAUCUUCUCUCCCUCUCUUGCCAGAGGACCAGCCCGGUGAGCGUCCUCUCUCUCAGCCCGGUGAGUGGCCUCUCUCUCAGCCCAUGCCCGAUAUGAUCGUGGGCCAUCUGACCGACACAGCGCCGACACACACAGACCAGGCUGGGGCGCCACUGCGCGAGGCCCCCAGGGCGCGGCUGGCCCAAGAGGAGAGGCAGGUGGCCCGGCAUGCCCUGCUGUGUCUGCUGCUGAUUGUCGCGCUGCUGGCUAAUCUGUCCAGCUGUCUAUGGUGGCUGUUCAACAAGGACCCUGGUAGGCUGUACCUGGAGUUGCAGUUCUUCUGUGCUGUGGCCAACUAUGGCCAGGGGUUCAUAUCGUUUGGUGUGUUUGGAUUAGAUGAACACCUCAUCAUUCUACCCUUCAAAAAGAGGCUAGCCAGUCUGUGGGGGUCUGCGCCUGUAGAGGAGGCUCCUGCUGCAGGUCAAGAGGAGAUCCGGCUCACCUGCACACAGUUUGUGCGCUACCACAAGGACCAGUGUGUUCAGGACGUCGUACACCAAAGAAGGUGCAAAGGCUAUUGGUCAGACUGGCCAGAGGCGGGGUCAUUCACGGGCAGAGAGUUGGUUGAUUGGCUGGUGCGUGCUGGAGUGGCAGGUGACCGGGGAUCGGCUGUGCUGUAGGGUGCAUGGCUACAGCAGGGAGGAGUUCUGCAACACGUCGGCCAUCAGUUCGGUUUCCAUGACAACUUGCUCUGCUAUGGCUUCACUGGGCCACAAAGGUUCCGCUGCCAUGACGACACUCAUGGAAUGAUACCAUGUGCCAUGUGACCUGGAAUGGAUGAGUUUGUGACUUCGAGCAAGAGUUUCUUUCCAUCAGAUUCCAGGCAACAUUUAACUGUAAACUUGACUUGAAUUUCAACUGAAACUUCUUUUUUUGCAUGUUGUAUACGCAUACGCAGGUAUUUAAGCCCCAAACUGCAAGAACUGUCUGACCUUUGAACCCCUGCUGUAUGCACACACACACACCCACUGCUGCAGUGUUUUGACUUUUUGACUGUUGUUCGUCAUGGCAACAGUUCUAUGCACUGCAGUUUUCCUCUCAGUCUGCCCCAGUGCAUGUGUGUGUAUCACGUGAGUGUGUGUGUGUGUGUGUGUGUGUGUGUGUGUGUGUGUGUGUGUGUGUGAGUGUGUGUUUUUGUGCCUUUUGUCCUUCAGACGUUGUGUUGAGUAUGGGUCUGUGUGUUUUGCUGCUGUAUAUGAGAUGAGUUUAUAUAUAUGUGUAUAUGUGUGUGUGUGUGUGUG